Messenger RNA from Musa acuminata AAA Group (dessert banana), 3422 nucleotides. RefSeq lists its product as uncharacterized. The transcript has 23 exons. Gene Ontology annotation, molecular function: carbohydrate binding; hydrolase activity, hydrolyzing O-glycosyl compounds. NCBI's taxonomy places the organism in Eukaryota, Viridiplantae, Streptophyta, Magnoliopsida, Zingiberales, Musaceae. The record is from RefSeq and is a predicted model, not a curated record. Bases 34 to 3312 code for a protein of 1092 amino acids. Gene Ontology annotation, biological process: carbohydrate metabolic process.
UUGGUUGAGUAAGCCCACCGGCUAACUAAUUGAAUGCAGUGUGUGUGUGUGAGAGAGAGAGAGAGAGAGAGAGAGAGAGAGAGAGAGGAGAGGAGAAAGAAAAGAGAAGUGGAAUCGGAUACCAUGACAUCCUAUAUAGUCGACACUAGCAUUCUUUUCGCCCGUCAGCGGGCCAUUUUAUCAUUGGUAAAUAAGAAGACUGCCGAGGGUUGCAUCGCUUCGUCUUCAUCGCGUUCCUCAACAAGGUGCGGGUCGAGGAGGAGGAGCAUCGUCGAGUGCUCGAGCUCGGGCUGGAGCUGGAGCUGGAGCUGGAUCUGGAGAGGUGGGCGAUCGGAUAAGCCGACGAUGGACCAAGGAAAGGGUUCCGAGGGAAAUGGUGCGGCCGGGGCGAUGGUCUUCGAGCCGAUUCUCGAGGAGGGGGUCUUUCGGUUCGAUUGCUCCGAGACCGACAGAGCUGCGGCGUUUCCUAGCCUCUCCUUCGCGGAUCCUAAUGUCAGGGAGGCUCCGAUCAAGGUUCGUCGGGUCCCCGAGUACGUCCCCGCCUUCGAGCGUCGUCGUGGCCAGCAGAUGGUCACGAUCCAGUUUCCUUCUGGGACAUCCUUUUAUGGAACCGGAGAAGUCAGUGGGCGGCUUGAACGGACAGGAAAUCGGAUUUUUACAUGGAAUACGGAUGCAUGGGGUUAUGGUCCAGGAACAACAUCAUUGUACCAAUCUCACCCUUGGGUUCUAGCCGUUCUUCCAGAUGGAAAGGCACUUGGUGUUCUUGCUGACACAACUCGGCUUUGCGAGAUUGAUUUAAGGAAUGCCUCUACUGUGAAGUUUGUGUCAGAUGCAGUUUAUCCCAUAAUUACAUUUGGUUCAUUUGAUUCACCCACUGAAGUCCUGAUGUCCCUUUCUCAUGCAAUUGGAACUGUUUUUAUGCCUCCGAAAUGGUCGCUUGGUUAUCAUCAAUGUCGUUGGAGCUAUGAAUCUGAUGUAAAAGUUUUGGAGAUUGCUAGAACAUUUCGAGAGAAAGGCAUACCUUGUGAUGUUAUAUGGAUGGACAUUGACUACAUGGAUGGUUUCCGGUGUUUUACUUUUGACAAAGAACGCUUCUCUGAUCCUAAAUCUAUGGUGAAUGAUCUUCAUGCAAGUGGUUUCAACGCUAUCUGGAUGUUAGAUCCUGGAAUCAAAAGCGAAGAAGGCUAUUUUGUCUAUGAAAGUGGUUCUGAAAAUGAUGCCUGGAUUAAAAAGGCAGAUGGAAAGCCUUUUGUUGGGGAGGUGUGGCCUGGGCCUUGUGUUUUCCCUGAUUUCACACAACAAAGCACACGUUUGUGGUGGGCUGAGUUGGUAAAGGAUUUUAUAUCUAAUGGAGUUGAUGGGAUUUGGAAUGAUAUGAAUGAGCCUGCUGUUUUCAAAACUGUAACAAAAACAAUGCCAAAGAGCAACAUACACAGAGGAGAUGCUAAUUUUGGUGGCUGCCAAAAUCACUCUCAUUAUCACAAUGUAUAUGGCAUGUUGAUGGCAAGAUCAACUUACGAAGGGAUGAAAAUGGCCAAUAGCAAUAAAAGGCCAUUUGUACUUACGAGAGCUGGAUUUAUAGGAAGUCAACGUUAUGCUGCAACCUGGACAGGUGAUAACCUAUCAAACUGGGAGCACCUACAUAUGAGCCUGUCAAUGGUGCUUCAAUUGGGGCUUAGUGGCCAGCCAUUAUCAGGACCAGAUAUUGGUGGAUUCGCUGGGAAUGCUACUCCGAAACUCUUCGGUCGGUGGAUGGGACUUGCUGCACUUUUUCCGUUUUGCCGUGGACACACUGAAAAAGGCACUGCAGACCAUGAACCAUGGUCUUUUGGAGAAGAGUGUGAAGAUGUAUGCCGCCUUGCAUUGCUGAGGCGGUAUCGGCUUUUACCUCAUAUAUAUACCCUUUUCUAUAUGGCUCAUACUAAGGGUACACUGGUUGCAGCUCCCACAUUUUUUGCUGAUCCAAAAGAUCCACAAUUGAGAAAAGUUGAGAAUUCCUUUUUACUAGGGCCACUGUUAAUUUGUGCAAGCACUGUGCCUGAUCAAGGUUCGCAUGAAUGUUCCACUGUCUUACCAGGAGUCUGGUUGCGUUUUGACUUUGGUGAUCCACACCCAGAUCUGCCAACUAUGUUUUUGCGAGGUGGAUCAAUAAUUCCUGUGGGUCAUCCAUUACAACAUGUUGGUGAAGCAAACCUAACAGAUGAGCUAUCACUCUUCGUUGCUUUAGAUGAAAAUGGUAAAGCUGCAGGUGUUCUUUAUGAAGACGAUGGUGAUGGCUAUGGGUACACUCAAGGGGAUUAUCUCUUGACAUAUUAUACUGCAGAAAUUGAUUCUUCAGUUCUGACAGUAAAAGUACUUAAAUCUGAAGGGUCAUGGAAGAGGCCACAGCGUGCUCUUCAAGUAAAAUUGUUGCUGGGAGGGGGUGUCAUGAUAGAUGCACGGGGUGUUGAUGGAGAGGAACUGCACUUGAAAAUCCCUUCAAAAUCUGAAGUAUCUAAAUUGGUAGCAGCAAGUGAAAAUAAGUACAACAAACACAUGGAAAAUGCCAAGCAUAUCCCAGAUGUUGAUGAGCUUUCUGGACAGAAGGGAAUUGAGCUCUCAAAGGUGCCUGUAGAGCUGAAGAGUGGUGACUGGGAACUUAAGGUGGUGCCAUGGAUUGGUGGUCGGAUUAUUUCUAUGAUGCAUCAUCCUUCUGGUACACAGUGGCUGCACAGCAGAAUUGAAAUUAAUGGAUACGAAGAAUAUAGUGGUACUGAGUAUCGGUCUGCUGGAUGCUCAGAGGAAUAUAAAGUUGUCAGGAGGAAUCUUGAGCAAGCAAGAGAGGAGGAAUCACUUUGCAUGGAAGGGGAUAUUGGUGGUGGAUUAGUUUUCCAACGCCAGAUAUCCAUUUUUAAAGAGGACCCCAAGGUUUUACGAAUUGAUUCUAGCAUCAUUGCACGCAGUGUUGGAGCUGGUUCUGGUGGAUUUUCAAGGUUGGUUUGCUUGAGGGCUCACCCAACGUUCACCCUUUUGCACCCAACUGAAGUUCUUGUUGCAUUCGAUUCGGUUGAUGGCUUGAAGCAUGAAAUUUUCCAUGAAUCUGGAGAACUAUCAUUUGAGGGAGAUCACCGUCCUAAUGGUGAGUGGAUGCUGGUUGACAGACGUGCAGGAGUAGCCUUAGUUAACCGUUUUGAUCUUCAUCAGGUAAAGAAAUGUCUGGUGCAUUGGGGGACUGGUACUGUCAACUUAGAGUUGUGGUCUGAGGAGAGACCAGUUUCCGUGGACACUCCUUUGAGAAUUUGCCAUGAAUAUGAGGUGAGGCAAGUUGCAUGAUUGCCAAUCUUAUCAGUUUUUUUUCCUUCCAUUGAUACAAUACAGAAGCAGAUCUUAAUGUUAUGCAAUAUUUUACUAAGUUUUGAGAAUAAUAGGAGUUUUUGCUUUUC